Messenger RNA from Sporothrix brasiliensis 5110, 507 nucleotides. RefSeq names its product 50S ribosomal protein L36. The record is from RefSeq and is a predicted model, not a curated record. The coding region runs from base 1 to 507 and encodes 168 amino acids. Lineage: Eukaryota; Fungi; Ascomycota; Sordariomycetes; Ophiostomatales; Ophiostomataceae. Gene Ontology annotation, biological process: mitochondrial translation. Gene Ontology annotation, molecular function: structural constituent of ribosome. The transcript has a single exon. Gene Ontology annotation, cellular component: mitochondrial large ribosomal subunit.
AUGGCAAGUGAGCGGCGGGAUCUAUCGACGACCACCUCCCUGCAGGCGCGCUUGGUCCAACGCCCACAACGGCCAUACCAGUUUACGCAGUUGAUUCAGCUUUCGGACGGCAGCACAUUCACCGUCCGCACAACAAACCCCCAUCCUUUGCACCGUUGCAAUAAAGAUAGCCGCAAUCAUAUCGUCUGGCAGCCGUCGGAAAAGUCACUACGCAAUGUUGAGGUUGACGAGGCUGGACGGCUAGCCGCCUUCCGCAACCGCUACGGCCGCAGCUGGGAUUCUCUUGCAGACGAGGCAUCUGAAGGAGGAGAUGUUACGCACUUAAAAUCAAAGGACCAAACGGCCGAACCAUCGGCAACUAACGCGGCCAUAGGCAACACGGGCUCGCUAGACUCGCUAGACACGCUAGCCGAUCUGCUGAGCGGUUACGCGGCCAAGGAAGAGCCUACGAAAGGCGGAGGACUGAGUGCAAAGGAGCAGGCGAGAAAGGACAAGAAAAAGAAGUGA